AAGUUCGACGCGACGACCCGACCCAAUCCAGUUUUCUUUUCUUUCUUUCCAAGCAAAUUUUCCAUCAUUUAUUUUCCCCUCAAUUUCUCUCUGUUAUUUUCCACCAAAACCCGUUUCAUAAACCCUUACUUCCCCAAUCCUAAUUCCCAACCCUUUCAAUUUCCUCCCAAUUUCUGAUUCUUCUUCUUCCGCCAUGUCCAUCUAUAGGGUACUUUCCCGAGCUUCCAGAAGCUUCGCACUUCUCUCUGCUUCACACAAGCCGCCACAACCCUUUUCCACCACUUUCUUCCAUAAUUUCAGUUCCUUUCCUCAUCAAUCAGCUAAUAAGCUUAUUCCAGUUCAAGCCAAUUUGUUUUGUCCACAAAUAAGUUCAUCAUUGACUCCAAGGUUUGGAUUUUCUUCCUCGGCCUCACCUGAAACUUCAAGUGAUGAUGCUGCAAAAACAAGUGAAAAAGCCAAGGUAGUUGAUCAGAAUGAAGAAGUUAAAGGCGAAGGUCAAACCAGUGACUCAGAUGUAGAGAUUGAAUGCGAUUUAUCCAGAGAUGAAUUAGUAAAGCUUGCUACUGAAAAGGAAGCACUUUUGAAGUUGAAGCAGAAGGAGAUUGAGAAAAUGCAGGAUAAAGUUUUGCGUACUUAUGCAGAGAUGGAGAAUGUCAUGGACAGGACUAAACGAAAUGCUGAGAAUUCAAAAAAAUUUGCCAUACAGAAUUUCGCCAAGAGUUUACUAGAUGUUGCUGACAAUUUGGGAAGAGCUUCUUCAGUUGUAAAGGAAAGUUUUUCAAAAAUUGAAUCACCUAAAGAAUCCGAUGAAGCCGCAAAACUCCUGAAAACACUUCUGGAAGGUGUUGAAAUGACCGAGAAACAACUUGCAGAGGUACUUAAAAAGCAUGGUGUAGAAAAAUUUGAUCCUACAAACGAACCAUUUGAUCCAAACAGGCAUAAUGCCAUCUUCCAAAUACCUGAUGCUACCAAGCCUCCAGGCACUGUUGGAGUCGUUCUGAAGGCCGGAUAUAUGCUUUAUGAUCGUGUAAUUCGUCCAGCAGAAGUCGGCGUAACACAUGAAGUGGAAGGCAACAAUGCAGAUGAAUGAUUACGGCAUGAAGAAAUGCUCGAGUAAUUUUGGAUAUUAUCCAAUGUCUUUUUAUGUAGUUCACACUCCGGUUCUCAUUUGCAGAGCUUUAAUUCGUCAAACGUUGAAAGUACUAAUCUUUUUUCUUAUACAUCGGGAGUUAUUUUUUUAAUAAUAAUAAAACAGUAUAUGGAUCCGAUUCCAUGAGAUUUUGGUUGUAAUCUAUUCAUGCUAUUAACUGAUUCAUUAUAAUUAACUCUUUGUAGUGGGGGAUUUCUACAUAUCCCUCAUUUAUUUUUGAGCUAUCUAGUGUAGUAUUGUCCCUUUCUGUUAGCAAAUCAUAAUUUGUAAGGGGCAAAGAUCAGUCGUUGUAAAAUUUGAAGGGAAAGUCUUGAGGGGAUGCAACUGUUUUCUUAA
Molecule: messenger RNA, 1486 nt
Organism: Trifolium pratense (red clover)
Lineage: Eukaryota; Viridiplantae; Streptophyta; Magnoliopsida; Fabales; Fabaceae
Product: grpE protein homolog 2, mitochondrial-like
Exons: 6
Coding region: 194-1090 (298 amino acids)
Biological process (GO): protein folding; protein import into mitochondrial matrix
Cellular component (GO): PAM complex, Tim23 associated import motor
Molecular function (GO): protein-folding chaperone binding; adenyl-nucleotide exchange factor activity; protein homodimerization activity
Source: RefSeq, a predicted model, not a curated record